AAUUGUGCUUUGAAUUCACGCUGAAGCUUUCACUACUACUUCCCCUUCAUACUACGUCUUGUCAUACUGAGUUUGCAGGGGGCGGCCUACAAUGGCUCUGCAAGCUAUCAAGACGUUCAGGACCAGGGAACUCUCAGCCGUGCUGAAGACUUUACAACUCUCAGAAACCGCUCCGACUGUCCCCAACCCUUUCCUUCCUCGUCUCAAUCCUGAAAGCGGUCGAUGGGCUCCUGCAAAAUACUCGCUUAGACAGCAGGCAGACCUCAUCAAGCAGGCUAAAGUCAGCAAUACGCUGCAUUUGCUACCACCUGGACCCAAGCUUCCGCCAACUGCGCUUCAGAAGGUUCCACGUCCGGAGUCACUGGAUGCUGAGCCUUGGUCCCAAAACGUAGUAUGGGAGGGUGAGGUUAAGGAGAAGAAGAAGGUUUCCGGGCCAGAGAAUGGCAUCAGAAUGUAUGCAGGCAGGAAGAAGAUGUUCAAGGGACACAAGUGGGAGAGGACUUUGGAGAAGAGAGUGACGAAGCGGAAGUGGUUGAUGCGGGGCAUGAAAGCCCGAAUAUUGCGCUUCAAGACGACGUACAAGCGAAGACGACCGUCGCCACUUGGGCCCGCACGAGUUACCGGAAAACAACCCAAGCUUCCAUACUGAUUGUUUCCUAUCCUAUCGUCACCUAUCUACCUUACAGUCUGUAUCCCUGCUUCUUUUGUCUGGCUGCACGCGUACACAGGCUUUUACUUCAACAAUGUCCGAAAGAGAACACUAGACACCCAACAAGCUGUCUUUUCCCUCAUGCUUUGAUUGUGUUUUAGAAGGCAACAUUCAAAAUUUUGACACAAAUGCCAAUUACUGGGAAUGUAUCCCCAAUGUUUAAAAUGAAGUAAAUAUUGCCAUGCUUGGUUCAUAC
Molecule: messenger RNA, 905 nt
Organism: Somion occarium
Lineage: Eukaryota; Fungi; Basidiomycota; Agaricomycetes; Polyporales; Cerrenaceae
Source: the annotation of a GenBank genome assembly